GCGCUCCCAGGUAAGUAUGAAGGAGAGAUAUGAGAGGCGGUGCAUAAACAGAGGGGGCGAAGAUGGCGUCGGGGAAGAAGGGCGGAGGGAACGGCAGACUGGAGAGGGUCAUGAAUGGAAGACGCUCCUCCAAAUUCAAAGAGGCUCCUGUCGGUCCUCCGCCUCUAGUCUCAGCAGCUGACCCUGACAUCACCAACCUGAGCAGCAGAGAGGAGGCUGACAUCGACAAAGCCUUGAACUCUGAUACUGUGAUGGACACCCAGGCAGUGUUUGCCGCCCUGUACAGCGUGUGUGAAGAAAAUGUGGCUUUCUUCUCGGGCGGGGCCAAGGGCACCCAGGGCGAUGCGGGCCGACGGCUGGUGGUGGCCAUGAAACUGAUCCAGGAGCACGCUCGCAGUCUGGAGCCUGUUAUUUCGGCCUUCGCUGCUGUUUAUCACCAUUUCGACUUUGACCCUCACAUACCUGCGAACGGCUAUCGCUCGCUCGUCAAGGUCGUGCGUUGCUGUCUUCUCCACAUCAUCCACAAGGGGCGCUACAUCACGGCCAACCGUCGCAGCAUCUUCUUUCGGGUGGCGCACAACGCGGGGGAGAUUGAAGCGUACUGCAAUGCGCUGUGUCAGCUGCGCGCCCUGCUCUACCUGGCCCAGCGCUUGCUACACGACAACAGCCACGGCAACCUGUUCUUCCAGGACGAAAGCGGGCUGAGCGAGAGUUUUGUCCGGGAAUAUGCGUCCAUGCACAAGGGGUGUUUCUAUGGCCGCUGCCUGGGCUUUCAGUUUACUCCGGCCAUCCGACCAUGUCUGCAGACCAUCGCUAUCGGCCUUGUGGCCUUUGGAGAAAACUAUAAGCGUCAUCAGUCAGGAAUAGUGGACGCAGGAGGUAUUGCACCGUAUGGUGUGGCUGCCAGCUCUUUCUUUACCUCCGGGAAGUACGCCAUCGACCCAGAGCUGAGAGGGGCAGAAUUUGAACGGAUCACUCAGAACCUGGAUGUGCAUUUCUGGAAGGCCUUCUGGAACAUCACAGAGACGGAGUUCCUGUCGAGUCUUGCCAGUAUGACCUCUACUCAAGUCAAGGUGAACAGAGCGCUUUCUGUGCCCGCUGCGCCCUUCGAUCUCCCUCUAGCAGCCAACCACAGAGCGUCGGUGACGAUAGCUCCACCUUCUGCGCACAUCGGCUCUGCUCCUGUUCAGAUGAGACUCAUUUCUUAUGAGUUGCGUGAAGGACAGGACAGUGAAACUCUGCUAUCUCUCUCUCGGACUGAGGGAGGUGCUAUUUCUCUAUCCCUGGGGUUGAAGACCAAGCGCCUCCCUUCUUCUCCUUGCCUUCUGAUCCACUUCCAUGGAGGAGGCUUUGUGGCCCAGACCUCAAAGUCCCAUGAGCCUUAUUUGAAGAGCUGGUCCCAGGACCUUGGUGUUCCCAUCCUGUCAGUGGAUUACUCUCUGGCCCCUGAAGCUCCUUUCCCACGGGCGCUUGAAGAAUGUUUCUAUGCCUACUGUUGGGCUCUCAGAAACCACCAUCUACUUGGAUGGACUGGAGAGAAAGUGUGCUUGGCCGGUGACAGUGCGGGGGGCAACCUCUGUGUGACCACAUCGAUGCGCGCCGCUGCGUUCGGCGUGCGAAUGCCAGACGGCAUCGUGGCGGCCUACCCGGCUACGCUGCUGACGGCCUACGCGUCGCCCUCCCGUCUGCUCACACUUAUGGAUCCUCUGCUGCCACUCAGUGUGCUCUCCAGGUGUCUCAAUGCCUACGCAGGUAAUGAGCCGCAGAACGAGAAGCAGGUAGAGAAAGUGAGCACGUUGAGCCUGGUGAGGAGAGAUACGGCGCUGCUGCUGAGAGAUUUCCGACAGGGAGCCUCCAACUGGAUCCAAUCUCUGCUGGAUCCCAGCAGAGCGUCAGCCCCCUCCAGCACAGCUGCGGAGACAAUGCCAGCAGCCCCCGAUACACCCACAACUGACACAGUGAGGAAAAGCGUCUCGGCUGCCUCCAUCUCCUCUCCGCACGCCAGCCCGCCCGUGCCCAACGAGCCUCCGGAGCAACCCGGCAGAAAAUUAUCUGUGAAGAGCAAGACGUGCCAGGACUUGGGAUCCCAAAGCCACGGCAUUCCCCAAAGUCCGCCGCUGAUGUCUGAGCACGCUGUAGAAGAUGUGAGUUUCUUCCUCUCCAGGGACAGUGACCCCUCCAUGUCCGACGACCUGUCCUCUGUGGCCAUUCCACCGCCUGCCGUGGAGGAAGGGUCGGAGCUGGAGCACCCCAGAGAGUUCCCGCUGGGCUUUGAGCCGCUGCGCUCGGAGCAGCUAGCUGAAAUGAGGAUGGAGAGCUCUCCAGUGGUCAAGGAUCCUUUCUGCUCGCCUCUGCUGGCUCCUGACAGCAUGCUGAAGGGGCUGCCUCCUAUAAACAUUGUGGCUUGUGCGCUGGACCCCAUGCUGGACGACUCUGUGAUGUUCGCCAAGCGUCUGAGGAGCGUCGAUCAGCCCGUCACCCUGUGCGUCGUGGACGACCUCCCCCACGGCUUCCUCAGCAUAUCGCACCUCUCCAGGGAGACGCGGGAGGCCGCCAACAUCUGCGUGGAGCGCAUUCGCUCCGUCUUCAACCAGAAGGACACGCCCCCCGAGCCACGCAAGCACCGCAAGCUGGAGCGCACCGAUAGGAGGGACCCGGCACCCACCGUGGAAACCGGCGCUCUCCUCGCCGGCCCCAUUGAGGAGGCGGAGGCAGCCGUCGGGAGAGGGGCUAAGAUUUCUGACGGGGAGGGCCCGGUUGCUGUGGCAGCCCAGAAUAACACUGACGCUGGUGGCAUCGGCGCUUAAAUGAGGUUGGGAGGUGGGGGAGACUGCGGUUCACCAAGGGAUUGAGGAGAGCGAGAGAGAGAGAGAGUAAAUGAAAGUCAGACUGAUGUAGGCAGCGCAGAGCGCCUAAAUGAGAAACAAAGACAAUCUUGAUAAACAGAGCAGUGGGAGGGGGCAGUCUGAAGAAAUUGCUCGGCGUUUGAAAGAUAAAUACGGGGAGGUGGAGCGCUGAAAUGCAUCUCCUUCUGCUUUUCAAUUCUUACCACUUGUCUGUGCGCCAUUAUGCACCAGCACAAAUCCGGCAGACAAAACGAGCACACCCACAAAAAAAAGGCAGUCAUGUUUCAGAAUGAGAUGAUAAUUUAAAAGCUUCUCAGAUCAAAGACCAGCACACACACACACACACACACACACACAGAUAGCACACGUACUUAACGGAGUCACUGUUAAGGCAGCCGAAGCUCCGACAUAAAGCAGCGCAGAGCGCGCCUAAGACGACGCCUGAAUGGGUGAUUCAUCUGGGCCGAGGCAGGCCCUAAUCAGAUAGCGGUGGGCACACUGUAUGCUUCUGUGUGGAGGCAUCAACGGGGCCACUUGUCCUUUAGGAAUCCACUCUAAAUCACACUUAAUAACUCCUCAUUGUCUUCUCCAUUAUGCCCGUUCGGCAGUCAAUACAGCUCACUUUGUGGGUAGUAACUAUGUUGACUCUCUCCAAAUAGAAUUACAACGCUAAACACAACAAGCCGAAAGACUCCGAACUAAAGGAAUUGAUUUAUUUGUUUCUUGACACUGCUUUUUUUUGUUGUAUCAUAUUUUAAACUCCAUGCAGGGCCGUUUUUGUUAUUUUAGUGGGUUUGGGCUACAUUAAUAAUCCCUGCGUUCUGACUCGCUUAAAGUCUAGUAUUAUAAUAUCAUCUUUUGCUGUUUUUAUGAGAAAUAUUUUAAAGUCAAGUGGCUGGUAAAAGCAUUAUUAUUUUCAUAUGAAUUUUCAUAUUUCAGUCAUUUAAUAAGCAUCAACCUCAAUGUGUUCCACUGGGAUUUUAAGUCAUAAGGUGGUUUAUAAUUACGAAGUGGAAGGAAAUGAUGCAUUGUUUCUGAUAAUCUAUCCAAAUAAAAUGGAAAGAUUGUGGCCUUUUGCUGCAUGUGGCUUCAAGCCGUUUGAGGUAUUUCUAGAUAGAUAGGAGUAAGGAGAGCAUAUCUGAACAACAGUUUUUCAACUGGAUUCAACGCUGUUCUAAUCUAAUACAUGAACAUACUUGGACCUGGACCAUUAGAUUGUAGCUUGUAUGUUUAGGGUUGUCGUCCUGCUGGAACGGUUAGGGUUAGAGGCAGUUUUUGCUGCUUUUCUCACAGGAUUGCAUCAACUUGAACCAACCUCUCAUUCUCAAAAGCAGCCCCACAGCAUAAUGGCUGAUUGCCCUCUGGGAAUGCUGGGUUAGUUUUCAGCCAGUGUCUUUUUUUUAUUUUUUAUUUUUUUCAUUUUAUGCAGGCCAGAAAAUGUCCUUUUAAUGACAACCGAGCAGAGAAUCUUUUUCCACCUGCCAGAUUUUUGGAGCACCCAGCUAGCAGUUCUCCUGUUGACACAUUCUUCCACCUGAGCAGUGGAUCUCUGCAGCUCCCCCAGAGUCUCCUGCGUGCGUCUUGGCUGCUUCCCUGAUCAAUGUGGUCCUUGCCUGGGAAUUCAGUUUAUGAGAGACGUCCUUGUCUUUGAAGGUCAUGGUAUUUCCUUGGAUGAUGGAUUGAACAUCCGUGACGUUAUUAGAGUUUUACUUGAAAACCAUGUAUCAUUUUCUCUCCACUUCAUAAUAUGCUUGACAAAAUCUGGAAAAACGAUAACUCCAGAGGUAUUAAUACCAAAGCAAGGCACUCUAUAGCUGUGUCUCUUCUGGCUAAAAUGCUGACUUCUUUGACCUUUACUCUCAUUCUCAGAACAAACAGCCCAGUGAUCAGUUAGAGAAGAUGAUAAACAUUAGAACACAGACGCAGUUCUCCAUCUCACUGCUUGCCUUUGGCGUCUGUGGCGUUGCUAAUGCAAAGACUGAAACUAAGAUGCAGUCAAGUGAAAACAAACAAGUUCAAGGAAAUUGUUCCCCCAUUUCUGCGAGACAUGGUCUUUGAAUGUCUUUGUUGGAUGAAGUGUUUUAGUCAUUUUAAUAUUUCAGGGUUGGAAACGGUUGCUUGGUGGUGUUGUUGUUGCUCUGCAGAGGAAAUUAAAACAGAGCGGAAGCGUAAAAAGUCCAACUCAGCCUUCCGUACACGUUUCAGACUUGAUGACACCGCUUUGCUCGCGGGUUGUCACAUUUUCUCUGCUGGUUCCGGUGUCCAAAAUGCUCUCGGGCUUCGGUGUUUAGGACCAGACUGCUUGUUUGUCGCUUUCCGCAACAAGUCGGAGGCUUUUAGGCAAAUGUUCGAGAGCCCCCCGCUGUGAAAAACAUUUGAGGAGCUGAAGGAAGGGAUAACGCUAACAUGCAUUUUUGCACACUGGUUCGUAUGUUUUCACUCCUGAAAAGCAACAAUUGUGGCUGUCACUGUUUUUUUUUUUUUUUUUUUUUUUUUUUUUUAAAUAUUACUUUGGCACAUAUCUGCGUUCGCAGCCAUCAGUCGUUUAAAAUGCACAGAAACCUCUCUCAGGUUAGGCCGUGUGGUUGCCAACACUGGCUGGCCGGGUCUGUCCCUUGCCUGGUUGCAGACCUGAGGUUGCCAGGUCUGCAGAGGAGGCUCCUGUUUGAUGAAUGGGAUUUAGCUGAUGCUCUGACUGUUAAAUCCCCCCCCCCUCCCCCCCACCCACACACACACACACACACCCGCACUCCCUGGUACAAGUGCAGGAUUUUCAGCCGCAGUCAUGCUACAGGAUUAGACCGUCCUCUGUUCUGUCAGCUUGGAGUACUUACUGCAAUAUUUUAAGUCAGAUUGACAGAAAGAAUAAUACACUUUGAACUUGCUUUGAUAGUUGCUGUUCAGUGCAGUUCGCACUUUUACUGCAGAGUUGCUGUAUUCUAAGUUUGAGCUUGCACACGCCGUUCGGGCUUUUAGCUCGCCGCUUACCGAGGAGGCGGUAGUCUGUGGUGUGUGCGAGAGCGACUACCCUCUCUGCUUGUGUCAUGCGUUUAACUUAAAUGGCACUUUAAUGUAAACGGACAAUUCAUAGCCGGUGUAGACGGCAAUUUCGCGUGCAGUCAAUCCUACUUGGGACGCUUUUUUUUUCUUUUUUUCUUGCCGUGUAUAACUUGAAGUGCACAGACUCCUUCGUCAGUACUAAAUGAUACAGGGAGGACUGUAUUGGUUAUUUGCAAUCAAACGUAAAAGACACGUGUCAAACUCUUUCACCUUCAGUGUAUUGACCCUCAUAUGCCUCAUAAUGCUGAUCUAUUGUGCUUGGUGAGAGCAGGCGACGGUCCAGAAUACCUCUAGGGUGAAUUUUAUGUAUGCCUAGUGUUACAUUUAGGAUAAAAUUCCUGACAAAGCGUCGUAGUCAUAAUUGGCGCGCCUGUAGCUUUAAACUUAAGUCAUUUCAGUGUAAUGCUUAAUAUUGCUGAUUCAGUUUGUUUAUGUCAUUCAUCUCUUCCCUGAGUUAAAAACCUUGUUGCAAUUCAAUUUAAACUUUCCGUGCGUAUUCAAAAAGGUCGUUUGGCUUAAAAUCAGUUUGACCAAUCAUGAUUUUAUUUAAGUGCAAUAUCUUUACUGUAGCGAGUCUUCGGAAAGGCUGCGUAGCUGGUUACACUCUAGGAUUAGUUUUUUUUUUUAUUUCCCACAGUCUCUGCCCGCUAAGUUAGGAGUGUGGUGAUGCUGAUUAUUAUAGUGCAAUACGCUUCUAUCCCCUCCAGGUUGAGCUUCACAAGUAAUAUAUCAACCCAUAUCUACGGUAACAUUUAGGGCCGGCUUGAAAGCUGCUUGUGUAACUGCAACAGUUCAUUAUAUUUACCUCAAGCACUUCACAGGAGUGUUUCAUUAUGGCUGGAAAGAGUGGGUAGGUGUUUAGAGCAGAACCAAAGAGGCCAGCCAGUCUCGGACCUGAUGUUCUGUCCUUCCUGUUUAACGUGUAGCUGUUACCAUUGAGUCACAGGUGCUGGUGUGGAGAACGGCCUGUCUGCACUCCAGAUGCACACCGUGCUGCUUGAUUUCUGAUGCCGACGGCGUUUGUUCUUUCUAAAAAGGCGGGAACAAAAUAACUUGAUAGACAAGCCAUAAACUGGAAAGAGGAUCGUAUUUUCUUUUUCUUUUCUUUUUUUUUUUUUACAUUAUUUUGUUGAAAACACCACAAGUGCAAACCUGUGAAUAACACACACACAAAAAAAAUGUACACUAAAGAUGAUUCAUGUAGAUAUUUUUACUUUGAUAUAUGUUAAUCAGAUUGAUCAUUAUUUUUUUUUGACUGCAUUUCCGUUGCUGGUUCCAUAACAGAUUGAUGGAUGCGACGAACCAUAUGUAAAGGCAAGUUUCUUCCUUUGCCAGUUUUUAUUGAAAUAAAAAUAUAUUCUCCCAGGAA
Fundulus heteroclitus (mummichog) is the source of this 7275-nucleotide messenger RNA. It is a transcript of the gene lipeb, whose product is annotated as lipase, hormone-sensitive b. Bases 63 to 2807 code for a protein of 914 amino acids. Gene Ontology annotation, biological process: triglyceride catabolic process; cholesterol metabolic process. The transcript has 16 exons. Lineage: Eukaryota; Metazoa; Chordata; Actinopteri; Cyprinodontiformes; Fundulidae. Gene Ontology annotation, cellular component: cytosol. Gene Ontology annotation, molecular function: sterol ester esterase activity; triacylglycerol lipase activity. The record is from RefSeq and is a predicted model, not a curated record.